Molecule: messenger RNA, 862 nt
Organism: Dreissena polymorpha
Lineage: Eukaryota; Metazoa; Mollusca; Bivalvia; Myida; Dreissenidae
Exons: 2
Coding region: 14-463 (149 amino acids)
Source: RefSeq, a predicted model, not a curated record
AAAUUCUUUUCAGAUGGCUUUAAUUGAGGAAGUUUUUAGAAACCGGGCAUCAGGGCCAUUAGAGAGAGCCCUAAAUUUACUGAUCGUGGCCAGAAAUCAGCCAUCUACAUAUUUCGCUAGCAAUGGUGAAGAAAGACGAAGUUUGACUGUGGCAGCAAGUGAUGGCGUGCAGGUGAUUAAGGUCACCAUCUAUGACCAGUCCAAAUUCAUGAAAUUUCAAACUGGCACCACUCUGUCUGUAAGAAACUCUAUUCGAAAGACACAGGAUGGGGAACAGACCCUAAUAAUUACCAAGUCCACUAAGGUGUUCAUUACACAAACCUUGGUAGCGCCUGGAAGGCAUGUCCAGAAGGGACGAAUUCUCAUCAACCCGCCCGCAGCAGAUGUGCUGCCAAUUCAGCAGGCAAUAAGGUCGCCUCUGAAACAGCGAGUGUCUGUUUGCAGACGGAUAGUGCAGAUGUAGGAAUAACUUAUGUAGUGUAAAGAAAAAAAGGAAGAAACCGACCUACCCUCCUAAUAUUUGAAGCGAAUAAAGUGGAGACUACCAUUGUUUUGCCUGAGGGAAAUAGCAAAUUCAUCGUUUACUGACAAACCAUUGCACUAUAUAAUAAAUCAUGGACAUGGAAAAAAGACACACGAUGACCACCGUCGCAGCGAUCACUACAACCACGCCCGCGCUGACUGCUAUGGAAAUAAUAUACUUGGACUCCAGUUGUAGUCUCUCCACCUUCACUUUGCAAUGUUUACCACUAAAGACAUGUGUGUCGCUUUCGUCGCAUCUAUGGGUACGAGAGACUGGUUCUGAUUUUUCAAAAUUUAUCAGUAAAACACGCGAGUGUCGAAAUAUUUUUUAUCAUUUAGA